Messenger RNA from Anthostomella pinea, 2424 nucleotides. NCBI's taxonomy places the organism in Eukaryota, Fungi, Ascomycota, Sordariomycetes, Xylariales, Xylariaceae. The record is from the annotation of a GenBank genome assembly.
AUGGCCGUUCUGUCGUUCUUGACCUGUAUUGCGUUAUUCGCCUCCUUCCGGGCAUCUCACGUAGCCGCGUCUCGCCAGCUCAAGUCUGCCAAUGGAUACUACUUCGUCGAUCCCCUCAUUGGUACUCGAAACGGCGGUCAUGUCUUCGCUGGGGCGACCUUACCCUUCGGCAUGGCCAAAGCUGUGGCAGACGCUACCAGUGAUAACCAAGGAGGAUAUGCUUCAAACGGUAGUCCAGUCAGUGGGUUCUCUCACAUGCAUGAUUCCGGCACUGGAGGCGCCUCCUCCCUUGGCAAUUUCCCCCUAUUUGUCUAUCCAGGCUGCAACAACGACGACAUCAAUGGCUGUAUCUUCCCCAAGACGGAGCGGUUCGUGCAAGUUGUCGAGGGCAGUGUGUCAGCUCGACCUGGGUACUUCUCUAUUGGGCUUCAAAACGGCGUGAAGGCUGAAAUCACCACUUCCAAUCAUACUGCUCUCUACAAGUUCACUUUCUUCGGUAAUGCUACUGGCAAUGCCACCGUGGACGGUUCCCUGAGCCCCCUUAUCAUUGUCGACCUGACCGAUCUGCCUGACACUCGCAGCAAUGGCACAGCAUCCGUUGAUCCAGAUUCGGGACGGAUGACAGGAACAGGAACCUUCCAGCCCAGUUUUGGUAUAGGCACAUACACCCUCCACUUCUGUGCUGAUGUUCAAGGAACGGGGCCUAUUCGAGAUACAGGAGUGUUUAUCAAUAAUCGAGGCGGCAGCGAGCCGAAGAAUAUCACUGUACAGCAAGAUAACAACAGCCCUCCCGUGCCUGCAGGGACCUAUGCUUGGUUUGAUCAGGUUGAGAGUGGCAGCGAGGUGAUGGCCCGCGUUGGAUUAUCCUUCAUCAGCUCCGAGAAGGCUUGCCAGAAUGGCGAAGCAGAGAUUCCAAACUUUAGCUUUGAAGACACCCUAGUAACAGCAGAAGAGGCAUGGAAGAAUAAGCUCGAGGUCAUAAGCAUCGAUGCGACAAUCUCCAAUGAUACCGCAGGAGCGAUAAACGAUGCGACUACAAUGAACGACCUGCAGACCAUCUUCUGGAGCGGUGUCUAUAGGGCGAUGAUCAGUCCGCAGGAUUACACGGGUGAAAACCCGCUUUGGGAGAGCGACGAGCCGUACUAUGACUCCUACUACUGCAUCUGGGACAGCUUCCGCAGCAUACACCCGUUCAUUACCUUGGUGGACCCUUAUUCGCAAACCCUGAUGAUCCGCUCUCUGAUCGACAUUUAUCGGCACGAAGGAUGGCUUCCAGACUGCAGGAUGUCCCUGUGCAAAGGCUUCACUCAGGGCGGAUCGAACGCCGACGUCGUUUUGGUUGAUGCGUACCUGAAGAACAUCACCCAAGAUGUCGACUGGGUGACUGGGUACGAGGCUUUGAUCAAGGAUGCGGAGGUUGAGCCUCAAGUUUGGGACCUCGAGGGUCGUGGUGGCUUGUACAGCUGGAAAACUCUGGGGUACAUUCCGGCUGAUGAUUUCGAUCCUUACGGAAAUGGAGUCAUGACGAGAAGUAUUUCCCGAACAGUGGAAUACGCCUACAACGAUUUCUGCAUCGCGGAGAUGGCGGAGGCACUGGGCAAACAAGAUGACUACGAGAAAUACGUAGAGCGUUCCGGCAAUUGGCUCAACCUGUACGAAGAAGGCCAAGCAUCUGAUAUUAAUGGCACGGAUACCGGAUUCACUGGCUUCGCGCAGCCAAAGUAUCUUAACGGUACUUUUGGGCUCCAGGACCCGAUAUUCUGUUCUCCGCUGCUCAACUUCGACUCGUGCUAUCUCAAUACCAACGGUCAUGAGACGUACGAGGGUAGCUCAUGGCUGUACACGUUCUUUGCGCCCCAUGACAUGGCGGCUCUGAUCACAACGCUCGGCGGCCCAGACACGUUCGUCAGUCGCUUGGACUACCUUCACGAAAGCGGACUGCUCUACAUAGGUGACGAGCAGGCCUUUCUCACGGUCUACCAGUACCACUACGCAGGUCGUCCAGCCAAGAGUGCCGAGCGCAUUCACUCGUACAUCCCGAGCCAGUUCAACACGACGACGGCCGGCAUCCCCGGGAACGACGACUCAGGCGCCAUGGGCUCGUUCGUCGCCCUCUCGAUGCUGGGCAUCUUCCCGAAUCCCGGGCAGGACGUCUACUUCAUCACGCCUCCGUUCUUCCGUUCCGUGAGUCUGACUAAUGGCAUGACGGGCAAGAUGGCGACGAUCAGGAGCGUCGGCUUUGAUGCUGCGUAUACGAAUAUCUACAUUCAGAGUGCGAAGCUUAAUGGCGAGGUGUAUACGAAGAACUACCUUACGCAUAGCUUCUUUCUUGAGGGCGGUACGCUUGAACUCGUCCUGGGACCGGUGGAAAGCUCUUGGGGCACGCGGGGGGAGGAUGUGCCACCUAGCGUGAGCAUGAGGUAG